Cylas formicarius (sweet potato weevil) is the source of this 2280-nucleotide messenger RNA. Its product is annotated as calnexin-like. The coding region runs from base 159 to 2042 and encodes 627 amino acids. Gene Ontology annotation, cellular component: endoplasmic reticulum membrane; endoplasmic reticulum. The record is from RefSeq and is a predicted model, not a curated record. The transcript is spliced from 9 exons. Lineage: Eukaryota; Metazoa; Arthropoda; Insecta; Coleoptera; Brentidae. Gene Ontology annotation, biological process: protein folding. Gene Ontology annotation, molecular function: calcium ion binding.
GCGGAAUUAACGUCAAAUGUCAAUUGUUCAUGCACGAUUCGAAAACGUCAUUUUGUGUCCGUGAUCAGUGUGAGGCUUUGUGGAUUACGAGAACUUGAAAUUUAAUGUUUUUUAAUCUAGAUUUUUGCUUCACGUAGUAAGGAAGCAACAUUCUUAAUAUGAAUAGAAUAUAUAAAAUAUUUAUUUUGAUACUGUCAGUCUCACUGGCACAAGAUAUUGAUGAUGAAGUUACAGUGGAGACAGUUGACGAAAAUAUCUCAGAUGUAACAUAUGAAAGUCCUACACCUUUGGAUGCUUCUGCAGUUUAUUUUGCUGAACAUUUUGAUAAUCCUGAUCAAUUCAGUAAGAAAUGGGUAAAGUCUCAAGCAAAAAAAGAGGGAAUUGAAGAGGAGAUUGCAAAGUAUGAUGGAGUUUGGUCCCUAGAGCCGCCUCAAAAAGAUAGCCUUCCAGGUGACCAAGGAUUAGCUUUAAAAUCAAAGGCUAAACAUGCUGCAAUUUCUUCUUCUUUAUUUAAACCAUUUGUGUUUGAUAAAAAUCCCUUGAUAGUCCAAUAUGAAGUAUUCUUGCAAAAUGGACAAGAAUGUGGUGGGGCCUAUUUAAAAUUACUUAGCGACACAGCAGCUACCAAAGAUUUGAAAAAUUUUCAUGACAAAACCCCUUAUACAAUUAUGUUUGGACCAGAUAAGUGUGGCAAUGACCACAAACUGCACUUCAUUUUUCGACACAAAAAUCCGAAGAAUGGAUCAGUAGAAGAAAAACAUUGCAGUAAACCAAAGGAGCGCCUGGAAGAGUUUUUCUCAGACAAAUUACCUCAUUUAUACACUUUAAUUUUGAGACCAGACAACAACUUUGAGGUUCAAGUUGACAAAAAAAUCGUGAAUUUUGGUAAUUUGCUGGAAGAUUUUGAGCCACCAGUGAAUCCCCCUGCAGAAAUUGAUGAUCCAAAUGAUACAAGGCCAGAAGAUUGGGAUGAGCGGGAGAAGAUACCAGAUCCCAAUGCAGUGAAACCAGAUGAUUGGAAUGAAGAUGCUCCUGCUCAGAUUGUUGAUGAAUCUGCUGUUAUGCCUGAAGGCUGGCUUGAAAAUGAACCAACUCAUAUACCUGACCAAGAUACUAAAAAACCAGCGGACUGGGAUAAUGACAUGGAUGGAGAAUGGGAGCCCCCAUUAAUAGAAAAUCCGGCAUGUAUCAACGCCCCUGGUUGCGGUCCAUGGGAGCCCCCGCUAAUAAAUAACCCUGAAUUCAAGGGAAAAUGGAGACCUCCCAUGAUUGAUAACCCCAAUUACAAAGGAAAAUGGAAACCUAGAAGGAUACCCAAUCCAGAAUUUUUUGAAGACAAGGAGCCAUUUAGAAUGCACCCUGUGUCAGCAGUAGGAUUUGAACUUUGGUCCAUGUCAAAUGAUAUUCUUUUUGACAAUCUGAUCAUAACUGAUCGAAUUGAAGUAGCUGAACAUUGGGCAGCUGCAACGUUUGACAAGAAACGUCAGAAAAUCGCCAAAGAUUCAGUCUCAUUAUUCGGGAGAAUCAAAAAAUCUCUGAACUACAAUCUGACAGGUUGGACUCUGUACUUUAUGUAUUGCGCCUUCCCGAUAGUAUUGUAUGGGUACUAUUUGUACAGAUGCGUCAAGGAGGAGAGCCUUGUACAAAAGCUUGCGAAUAUAACAAAUGACUACCCGAUCCUUUGGGCCUUGUAUAUUGUAGUAUUAGGAAUACCUGUAGCAUUUGUGUUAUACCUUUGCUGCAAACCCUCCGCUAGUAAACAACAGGAGAAGGAAGAACUGAACCAGGCAGCUGAGAAAAAAAAGACUGAUGAAGUUACUGAGGAUAACAAUAAACAAGUGAUUGAACAACAGGAAGGUCAAGAGGCAGACGCUAAUGACGAGGAGGAGGAGGAGGAGGAGGAGGAGGAAGAUGCAGAAAAGAACUCAAAUCCAGAUAGUGAAGAAGAUAAUGAAGCUGUGGAAGAUGAGACCAAGACUGGUGAACAGAAUCAAACAGCAAAUUCAGAAGGAGCAAGGAAAAGGAAGGUGCGAAAGGAUUAAACAAUUUUUCUUUUAUAUAUAGAAUAUUAUAGCUCUAUUUAUUCAAUAGUGAAGUAAUGUCGAAUCAUUCUUAGGAUUAGUUCUGUGCAUAAAAUAAGAUUCUUAGCAUGAUUUAACUGAAAAAUUACAGCUUUUGUAUAUAUUAUGUUUAGUGAAUUGUUUUUGCAUUUGUAUUAUUGUUUGAAAUUCAUCACGGGUGUGUAAGUUUUGAAUUUAAUAUAUUUUAAAUUUAAAUUUA